UCUGUCAAAAGGGGAAGAGAAGAGGAAGAGAAAGAGAAGAGAGAUUCAUAAUAUCAUCAAAGACAGCCAUGGGAGCUGUAGACAGUCCGAAGAAGCAGUCCUACUAUCACCCGCCGUCUCCGAGGGCGGCCGCGUUCAAGUUCAAGCUCAAGAUGGCCAUGCUGGUCCUCCUCACCAACCUCCUGACCCUCUAUCUUUUCUCCUCCGCGGGGCCUUCUCGCUUCGACCUUGGCCUCGGCCGCCUCUCUCUCCCCAUCGUUUGGGACGCCAACGCCUCCCUCGUGGCCCACCUCGACUCCACCCGCGCCCAGGUCGCCGCCACCCACUCCCGCCUGGCCGACUUGCACCGCCAGCUCGCCUCCUCCAACUCCCUGGUCGAGGCUCUCCUCGUCGAGCUCGCCCGCUCCGGUGGCCGCCCACAAGACGGCUUGUCCAUUGGCCCGGCUAAUGGUGAUAACCUGCCAGACGAGCUGAAGCUGGCCGUGGGCCCGCACAAGCUCCCGCUCGGCUACUCCCCGAGGAUGGGGUCUGACAUGGUGCACCCGCCGGUGGGGGUCGCGUGCUUGAGGUUCAAGGAGGAGCUGGCUCAGUACAUGUCGUACGACGUCGGGGGCGAGUGUCCCGUGGACGACGUGUUCGCGCAGCGCCUCCUGCUCAAGGGGUGCGAGCCGCUCCCGCGGCGGAGAUGCCACCCAAAAUCUCCUGCCAACUAUGUGGAGCCGACCCCGUUCCCGCAGUCCCUCUGGACGCCGCCACACGAUUCGAGCAUCGUGUGGGACGCGUACACCUGCAAGAGCUACAAGUGCCUCAUCGACCGCAACAAGCAGCCCGGUUACUUCGACUGCAAGGACUGCUUCGACCUUGCAGGUCGAGAGAAGCACCGCUGGAUGUACGACAACGGCAUCCUCGACUACGGGAUCGACCAGGUCCUGGCCACUAGGCCCCGCAGGACGGUGCGCAUCGGGCUAGACAUCGGGGGCGGGAGCGGGACGUUCGCGGCCAGGAUGAGGGAACGCAACGUGACCAUCGUCACGACCACGAUGAACUUGGACGGCCCGUUCAACAGCUUCAUCGCAUCCCGAGGGCUCAUCUCGAUGCACAUGAGCGUGUCGCAGAGGCUGCCCUUCUUCGAGAACACGCUGGACAUUGUGCACUCGAUGCACGUGCUGAGCAACUGGAUCCCGGACACGAUGCUGGAGUUCACGCUGUACGACAUAUACCGGGUGCUGAGGCCGGGCGGGCUAUUCUGGCUCGACCACUUCUUCUGCGAGGGGCCGCAGCUGAAUGGGACGUAUAUGCCGAUGAUCGGCCGGGUCGGGUUCAAGAGGCUGAGGUGGAACGCCGGGAGGAAGGUAGACCGCGGGCCGCAGAAGAACGAGUGGUACUUCUCUGCCCUCUUGGAGAAGCCCAUGACAUGACUCCAUGCU
This is a messenger RNA of Syzygium oleosum, 1427 nucleotides long. RefSeq names its product probable methyltransferase At1g29790. Gene Ontology annotation, molecular function: S-adenosylmethionine-dependent methyltransferase activity. The coding region runs from base 69 to 1418 and encodes 449 amino acids. Lineage: Eukaryota; Viridiplantae; Streptophyta; Magnoliopsida; Myrtales; Myrtaceae. The record is from RefSeq and is a predicted model, not a curated record. The transcript has a single exon.